Messenger RNA from Dipodomys spectabilis (banner-tailed kangaroo rat), 1101 nucleotides. RefSeq names its product ER membrane protein complex subunit 7 (gene Emc7). Gene Ontology annotation, cellular component: EMC complex. The coding region runs from base 58 to 789 and encodes 243 amino acids. The transcript has 5 exons. The record is from RefSeq and is a predicted model, not a curated record. Gene Ontology annotation, molecular function: carbohydrate binding. NCBI's taxonomy places the organism in Eukaryota, Metazoa, Chordata, Mammalia, Rodentia, Heteromyidae.
GCGGCGGCCUGCAGACGCCGAGGCUUUGGGGCUGCCCGACUGGCGACAGCGGCUGUCAUGGCGGUCGCUCUGUGGGGCGUCCUUCCCGUGCUGCUGCUGCUGCUGCUGCUCUCGGGGGACGCCCAGAGUUCGGAGGGGCCGGGGGCCGCGGCCGAGGGCUCGGGAGGGAGUCCGGUCGGCGGGGGAGACCGUUUCAAGAUUGAGGGGCGCGCCGUCGUUCCUGGGGUGAAGCCGCAGGACUGGAUCUCGGCGGCCCGAGUGCUGGUGGAUGGGGAAGAGCACGUCGGCUUUCUGAAGACAGAUGGGAGCUUUGUGGUUCAUGAUGUGCCUUCCGGAUCGUAUGUUGUGGAGGUUAUUUCUCCGGCUUACAAGUUUGAUCCUGUCCGAGUGGAUAUCACUUCAAAGGGAAAAAUGAGAGCAAGAUACGUGAAUUACAUCAAGACAUCUGAAGUGGUGAGACUUCCCUACCCUCUUCAAAUGAAGUCUUCAGGCCCCCCUUCCUACUUCAUUAAAAGGGAGUCCUGGGGCUGGACAGACUUCCUGAUGAACCCAAUGGUUAUGAUGAUGGUUCUUCCACUAUUAAUAUUUGUGCUUCUGCCGAAAGUAGUCAACACAAGUGAUCCUGACAUGAGACGGGAGAUGGAGCAGUCCAUGAACAUGUUGAACUCUAACCACGAACUGCCGGAUGUUUCCGAGUUCAUGACAAGACUCUUCUCUUCAAAAUCAUCCGGCAAAUCUAGCAGUGGCAGCAGUAAAACAGGCAAAAGUGGAGCUGGCAAAAGGAGGUAGUCAGGUGGGUCACCGCUGUCAGUCACUCGCACAGACAGCAGCCUGGGGGCAUCCAGCCCUGAUGGGGAACCGAGCGAAGCAACUGCUGUAAACUUGAGUCAUCCUGGAAGUUGAUCUCGUACCACUGUUGUGUAUGUUAACUUUUUAACACAUGUGUUUUGUACUUGGUACACAAGAAAACCCAGCUUUCAUCUUUGUCUACAUGAGGUCAAUAUUAAUGUCACUGAAUUAAUUACAGUGUCCUGAAGAAAAUGACAUAAAUAAAUUAUAUGAAAUGCUAUACAUUACAUAUAUUAAAAAUCUUAAUCCAGA